CAGCGACUUCAGAUACCCACAAAGAUCUCUGGCGUAUUCUCGAAUUUCGCAGCACCUGCAUACGUUAUCCGUCUCAUCAAUUGAAUCCUGUAAGCACACUGCAUCGUGACCCAUGGCUUGUGUGAUUCUGACAAGCAUCAAAUUGAAAGGAUAUAGACCCCUGGACUCAGCAGAAAUCAUUGCCGUUACCGAAUAACCUGGUCUAAUUCCGAGAUCCCGGCAGACUUCUCUCGUAUACACGAUCUGUUGUAGUUGAACGUUGAACCUCCUAGCGCGGACCAUGUCUUCCUCCGCAAGUGAGACGCCAGCGAUCAUGCCACGCCAGACAAUGCGAGGUCAUACCGGACAGGUACACGGUGUUGUGCACUUGCCUGACGGACGACGCAUCAUCACAGGUUCAUCGGAUGGCUCGCUCCGAUUAUGGGACCUAAAGAGCGGUGCACAGAUAGGCGAGGAAUGGCAGGACGGGAAUAAUGGAGUGCGGUUCAUGGCGUUGUCUCCAAAUGGAAAGACAAUUACAAGCGGAAGCAGCGAUUACAGUGUGAGGUUGUGGGAUAUUGAGACGAGGAAGGUCAUUUCAAAAUGGACAGGACACACCAAUGUUGUGUUUACAUUGUGCUGGAGUGCAGAUGGUGAGCGAGUAGCGAGUGGAUCCUGGGAUGUCGACAGCGGCAAAACUAUCCUGACAAUCAAAACCGGGCACAAAUGGGUGUGGGCGGUAAUAUACUCGCCUGACUCAUCAAAACUGGCGACAGGCGGAGAUGGGGAAGUGUGCAGUAAAAAUCUGGGAUGCAAAGACAGAUCAUCCACCAUGCUUGAAGGUCAUGGCAUCGGCUCUGUCGACGUCAUCUCCUUGUCUCAGAACAACCGUUUCCUUGCAAGUGUAUCAUGGGAUAAAACAGCGCGUCUAUGGAAUCUCGACACCAACCUCCCAGUCGGACCACCCCUCAAGCAUGAAGAUUUUUUGCACUGCGCAGCCCUUUCCACUGAUGGAAAGGUGCUAGUCACUGCUUGUAAAAACGGCAACGCGUACAAAUGGGACGUUCACGCCAUCCUCAAAACAUCCGGCCUUGAAGAUCUCCUCCCGUCUAUUCCUAACGUCCCAACUCGAAAAUCGUUGAUGAACAGCAAUGCUACGCAACAUCCACCUAUUCAAGCCCGUCGACUACCACAAAACUUUUUCGACGGCGUGCAAAAUGGUGCUCAGUCCUCUGCAGUACGCGGUACUCAUAGUCGUUCUCCUGCACAAUACCCUCGCAGUACUCGGGCAUUCCUUCUCGAACGCUGGUCGUCAUUGUUCCGCCACUCUCCCUCCGAUGCCGAUGGAGCAAUUGCACUCCAGCAACGCCCCAGGGGGUCCAUCUUCUCUCGCGGUCCUCCUAUUGUCGAAGUUCCUACAGUACAAGACAGAAAGGCUUUGUAUGUUGCUCGGCCGGCACAGAACACACAGCAGCAAACCCAAUCGCACGGCCAGGGAUCGCCCACGGCACCGCCUGUUCCAGGUACUAAUACUGUUACGCCAGAUGCAAGACCUGCGCGUUCACGACUUGUACGAUUGUUGGCUCAUCUCGUGCUCUUUCUCUGCUGCGCAUCCCCUCAACACACCGGUGGCAAUUCACACCCAACACAACAGCAACCACAAGGCCAAGCACAGACCCAUGCCACAUCGUCGCAAACACAGAACCAGCAAGGUCAAUCGCAAGGUCAAUCGCAGGCUCAGGCGUCAUCAUCGCAGACGCAGCCUGCUGCCCCCUCCACGUCUGCGACACCUACUGCUCUUAACGCUCAUACUACUGCGCCAGCUGCACACAGUGGGCAGCCACGUCCCCUUCCGUUGCGGACCCGUUUCGUUCUUUUUCUCUGUUGUGCAUCUCUCCCGCAUACAGACGGGCAUUAA
Suillus subalutaceus is the source of this 1897-nucleotide messenger RNA. RefSeq names its product WD40-repeat-containing domain protein. The transcript has 6 exons. NCBI's taxonomy places the organism in Eukaryota, Fungi, Basidiomycota, Agaricomycetes, Boletales, Suillaceae. Gene Ontology annotation, biological process: ribosomal large subunit assembly. Gene Ontology annotation, molecular function: protein binding. Gene Ontology annotation, cellular component: nucleolus. The record is from RefSeq and is a predicted model, not a curated record. The coding region runs from base 281 to 1897 and encodes 538 amino acids.